Messenger RNA from Oncorhynchus nerka (sockeye salmon), 3042 nucleotides. Its product is annotated as carbonyl reductase [NADPH] 1-like. Bases 198 to 1067 code for a protein of 289 amino acids. Lineage: Eukaryota; Metazoa; Chordata; Actinopteri; Salmoniformes; Salmonidae. Gene Ontology annotation, molecular function: carbonyl reductase (NADPH) activity. The record is from RefSeq and is a predicted model, not a curated record. The transcript is spliced from 4 exons.
GGGAGAUAAGAGGGAGAAACAGUGCAAGCUAGUUAGCUGAAAAAGUACGGUGACAUUUUGUCACAUUCUAGACCUCUCCGCUAAUUCAAGAGAAUAUUCUCUGCCACUUCUAGGUGUAUCAAUCCAUACUGUGUUAGCUGCAAAGACGGUGGUGUGCUCCAUACUACAUUGUAACAGUUUAUACAUUCACACUGGUGAUGUCUGGUCCACAGGUGGUUCUGGUCACUGGCUCCACCCGUGGCCUGGGGUUAGCCAUAGUGCAGGCGUUGUGCCAGGGCUUUAAAGGGGAUGUGUAUCUGAGUGCCCGGGACGUCCCGAGGGGGGCCAUGGUUGUCGAGGAUCUGCAGAGGAAGGGACUCAAGCCCAGACUCCUCCAGCUGGACAUCACAGACCCGGUCAGCAUCCAGGCGGCCCGGCAGCAUUUCAUGAAGGAGUACGGGGGUCUGGAUGUGCUGAUCAACAACGCAGGCAUCGCCCCAAAACGAGGUGACCCUGCAUCCUUUGGCAGCCAAGCAGAACGCAUUCUCCAAACCAACUUCUUCGCCACCAGAGACAUGUGCAAUGAAUUUCUCCCUCUCCUGAAGAAAGAUGGGAGGAUAGUGAAUGUUGCCAGCAUCGUGGGCUAUAUCACCCUCUAUAUGUGUUCUCCGGACCUCCAGGCCAGGCUCUGCAGUGAUGACAUCACAGAGGAGGAGCUAGUGGCUCUGAUGAAGCGCUUUGUUGCCGAGGCCAAAGCUGGAGACCACAUCAACAAGGGCUGGCCAAAUUCAGUCUAUGGGGUAUCCAAAAUAGGCCUGAUGGCCCUUACCCGGAUCCAGGCCCGCAGGCUAAGAAGAGAGAUGCCCCAGAGAGGAAUUCUGAUAAACUCCUGCUGCCCAGGCUGGGUGAAGUCUGACAUGACCUAUCCCAAUGGGACCAAGACGCCUGCGGAGGGGGCUGACACACCUGUGUACCUGGCGCUGUUGCCUCCAGCAACACUGGAGCCCCAGGGGGAGUUUGUAGUGGAUAGACAGGUACAGGUAUGGGCGGGGUCACCAACAGGUGCAACAAUUGAUGAGGGACUCUGACUUAGGACCCUUUCAUCUGCUGCUAUAAUAUAUACAAGUAACUGCCAAAAUAAAGGAAACAGCAACAUAAAGUGUCUUAGUAGGAUGUAGGCCUAGGGUGUCAGAACAGAUUCAAUGCACCUUGGCAUAGAUUCUACAAGUGUCUGGAACUAUAUCGGAGGUGUGCGACACCAUUCUUCCUCAAGAAAUUCCAUUAUUUUGUGCUUUGUUGAAGGUGGUGGAAAACGCUCUCAGGCGCCACUCCAGAAUCUCCCAUAUAAGUGUUCAAUUGGGUUGAGAUCUGGUGACUGAGAUGGCAAAUGGUUUACAUCGUUUUCAUACUCAUCAAACCAUUAAGUGACCACUCCUGCCCUGUGGAUGGGGGCAGUGGCGUAGGCACGGGUGGGCCUGGGUGGGCGCAAGUCCACCCAAUCAGAUUGAGCAAAAAAUUAUUAUUAUAUUUUCCAAAUGGGACAUUAUUUUUCUUUUUACCUAAGAACAGUACUUGACCUGGGCAGGAGUUCACCGGAAAUGAGUACCCAGCACCUCAAAUGUUCUUCUGCUUGAGUUCCUUCACCUCCUAUAGAAUGUUAGCACAAAAGUAUUUGAGUUCACUUAAAUAUAAAUAGUACCGGCACCCAAAAUGACUAUCGGCACAUAUUUCAGUCCAAGUCUAGCACUGGUCUAAACAUGCAUACACCAUCAGAUAGAAUUCAUAGCAAGCAGUAGGGAGGGGGUGGGACAUCGAAAGGGAUAUUUAUAUUAAUAAUAAUACAUUUUAUUUGGCAGAUGCUUUUCAGGACACUCAAUGACAUCUUACAUAAAAUCGAGUGCUGUACUAAAAUCUAUUUUAAUUUAGUCUUAUAUAAUUAAUUUGAAUUAUUAUUGAUUAUUUACUGUUAAACUAAUUCAAAAAAACUAAACAAUCAGCUUAUCAAUUUCUAAAUAAAGGGUGGGUUCUGGCUUGUGUCACUUCAUACUGAUACCAUGUGCUGUAAACCGUAGCUAUUGCUGUGUUGGCUAGGCUACACUGUGUAGGCUACUCACUGUUAGCUAGCUAAGACUCACUAGUCAACUUAGCUAGCAAAAACAAGUAAAAUGGCCAAACAAAGCUCAGUGUACAUUUUUUUAAAGAGACCGUGCAUAGAAGAGGAUGUUGGAGAAUUUGCCAAGUUAUUUGAUAUCAGUGAUUUUGCCAUGAAGGCCGGCCAGUCCCCCUGUAUCAAUCACUGAUUGCAUUGGUCUAAUCAAGGGCCUUAAAGAGAUUUUCAGUACAUUCAGAGACAACGAUCAGCACUACAACAAUGUUUUCAUUCAACACUUUCAGAAAUCAUGCUCUUAACCACUAGACUAUAUCAGGGCAUCAUGUUCUAGUCUAAUAGGUCUAUGGUUUAUUAUGUGCCAUCAACAGAUUUCUGCCUACGCCACUGGAUGGAGGCAUUGUCAUCCUAUAGCCCAAAUAAUGGCCUGGACAGCAUUUUAUACAUGACCCUAAGCAUGAUAGAAUGUUCAUUGCUUGAUUAACUCAGGAGCCACACCUGAGUGGAAGUGCUUUCAAUAUACUUUGUAGGCCUUCCCUCAUCAACUCGUUUCCAUUAUUUUGGCAGUUAUAUAUAUAUAUAUAUAUAUAUAUAUAUAUAUAUAUAUAUGUGUGUGUGUGAAUUAACCAUAAGGUAUUGGUGUAUAAUAACCAUUUAAUAACCACAUCAGUAAAGAGCAAUUAAAAAAACAUUGUAAUUUGUCUUUUAUUUGCAGUUUAUCUACUGCACAGUGAAGUGUUUGCAGAGCCAGAGGAUAUGGUUGAUGUCCACUGAAUAGUUAAACACAUCACUUCAUUGUCUCAGAAAUGACUGUAAAAAUGUAAUGAAAACGAGCCAGGGGAUAGGUUGAUGUGCACGGAAUAGUUAAACACGUUACUUAAUUGUCUCUGUAAACAUGUAAUGAAAACGAUUGGUUGAUAAAAAAGUAAACAUAUUAAACAUGCAGCUUGUUUGCA